AUUCCUUGAAGGAUCGACAAUGCGCUUUUUUGGAGUUUUAAUAUUUUUAGUGGUGGAUACUUCAAUUUUGGCCAGACCUAUUCCGGAAAGUGCAGAUAUACCCCAAUACCCAGUACAUUUUCCAAAAUACGAAUUUGGCUAUGCCGUCCACGAUGGAUUCACUGGUGAUGUCAAAAGUCAACAUGAAGUGCGUCAUGGCGAUAACGUUGCAGGACAUUAUAGUAUCAUAGAUGCGGACGGUCGAAAACGAACGGUUGAGUAUCGCGCAGACGAUGAAACAGGAUUUAAUGCGGUAGUUCAUCGUGAAGGUCAGAUUCCUAGCCAUCACGGAAAUAUUCCUCCCCAACAAUCGCAUCAUCAUCAUAUCCAUAAUGGAGCAGUGGUGCCAGCUCCUUUCCCAGUUGGUUCUGAUCAACAUCUUCCACCACCACCACCACCUCCACCACAUCAUCAUGAACCGGUACCGCAUAAUUACCAUCAUGAUGAUCAUCAUGUAGGCCCAAACUAUCCUCCGGUACCGCAUAAUUACCAUCAUGAUCAUCACCAUGUAGUCCCAAACCAUCCUCCACUAUUUCCCACGUUUACUCCAAUCCAUGCAUACCCCAUAGCACAUUCAAGUGCCUUUCAGAACAACUUUUAUCAACCACAUCCUUGA
This is a messenger RNA of Hermetia illucens (black soldier fly), 655 nucleotides long. Its product is annotated as pupal cuticle protein Edg-84A-like. The transcript has 2 exons. The record is from RefSeq and is a predicted model, not a curated record. Gene Ontology annotation, cellular component: extracellular matrix. Bases 20 to 655 code for a protein of 211 amino acids. NCBI's taxonomy places the organism in Eukaryota, Metazoa, Arthropoda, Insecta, Diptera, Stratiomyidae.